Molecule: messenger RNA, 207 nt
Organism: Penicillium angulare
Lineage: Eukaryota; Fungi; Ascomycota; Eurotiomycetes; Eurotiales; Aspergillaceae
Exons: 2
Coding region: 1-207 (68 amino acids)
Source: RefSeq, a predicted model, not a curated record
AUGGACCUCGGGCCGUUUACUGGUGAGCGGGAUUGGCCAGCGACCAUCCAUCCAAACCCCAAGGUUUCCCAAACCCUGGCACUUCAGUAUGCUAUCGGAAUGUGUUGUUCCAGACCCUUCUGCGUAUACCGGCUUUACAGAUUGGGUUGCACUCUAUUCAAAUCGACAUGCUCCCGAUCAAAAGUGCCCCUAUCAGACAAGUGCUGA